AAGCUCACUCUCACACGAAGACAGGGUCCCAAAAAGGAAACACAGUUAACUGCUCAGACCACGCUGAACCUGACUUCUCACCAAAUAUCAAGCAGACGCAGAGGAUGCAGCAAAUGGAGGUAUCUGAUUAUGUUAAUGAGUCACCGAGACCAAAGCAGAAAGGCAGUGGGGAUGCAAAUCAAACAGAGAGAAGACUCUGCCAGAUGGUUAUCCUCAGCUUUGGGCUGCUGUGCGUCAUACAAGCCAUUCUCAAUGUUUCUCUACGCCUGACAUUUUCAGAUGUUGAGGCUGGUUUCAAAAACCUGACUGAGGAGAGAGAUGACCUGAAGAGGAAGCUGAAUAACUUAGCUCAAGGAGGAUGGGAACAUUUCAGAGGUAGAUUCUACUACAGUUCUUCUAUGGAGAAAACCUGGCAAGAGAGUAGAGAUGACUGUCUUCAAAAGGGUGCAGACCUGAUGAUUAUCAACAGCAAAGAAGAACAGGAUUUCACAAGAAAAUAUCAGAAAGCACUGUGGAUUGGCCUGACUGACUCAGAGACAGAGGGGACGUGGAAAUGGGUGGAUGGGACUCCACUGAAGAAAAGCUACUGGGAUUCCGAGGAGCCUAACGGUGGGGAAAGUGAAAACUGUGGGCAAAUAUUUCAUUAUGAUUUAGAAAACAGCUGGAAUGAUGAAAACUGUUCCAGCUUAGUGUACUGGAUCUGUGUAAUGAAAGUCCGUCCAUAACUCUGCAACCAAACCCACCAGACAGAAAACUUAAUAAAUAAAUUGCUGUUUUUCUAUAGUUCAGUGCAGAUUUACAUUUUCACAAAAGCAACCUGAAUAUGCUCAUGUGGACACAUCAUUUCCAAGUGAAAAUCAUUUCCAGCUCAGUGUGGGAUAAUCUGAAGCCUGGUUAUUUGCGCUGCAGUAAAGUCACCUGUUAACAUCUAGAAACAAAUGUCCAACGAGGGUCACUGCUUUGGCUGAAAAAGAAGAAAAAAACUGCAAUAUCUAAUACAUGCUUUGAUUCAUUGCUUGCUGAAUGAAUGUAUAAAUGUUUAUGUGUGCAUCUGAUCACAUCACAGGGGGGUCUAGUCCUGUCUUUGUCUUUUCUUUGUCAUUAUUUUGUGAAGGCAGCCUCUUUAACACAUCUCAAGGUACGGUUAAAAGGAUGCUUGUGGAGGAAUGAAGGGGUGUCAUCAAUCCAGGAGUGGGCUUGUGAGAUGACUAGGGUGGGGGAGUUUGAAAAGAUGUUAUAUAUACUGUUUGCGAGAUUGGAUGUCUAUACUAGAAAAUGGUGAAAGUACCUGAACUUUCUGGAGGGCUCCUAACUACUAUUUUGUUAUUAUUUUGUUGUAGGGUCUUGAAUAUUGUA
This is a messenger RNA of Perca flavescens (yellow perch), 1356 nucleotides long. RefSeq names its product CD209 antigen-like protein A. The coding region runs from base 105 to 725 and encodes 206 amino acids. NCBI's taxonomy places the organism in Eukaryota, Metazoa, Chordata, Actinopteri, Perciformes, Percidae. The record is from RefSeq and is a predicted model, not a curated record. The transcript has 6 exons.